CCGCAACAUUCCUCCCCCUCCUUUCUUCCAUUUCCUCGGGGGAAAAAAAGCAUUUCUUCUCUUUAUUAGAGACAAAGCUCGCUGGGCCAGAAGGACAUUGUUUCGCAUAUCCUUUCGUGGCCCUAAGCCAGUUCCGUGCUCACAUGCUAGUGAUAUCCGACUCGCCAUUGCGGUAAUGCGCUAGGGAUGUUGGCGCUUUCAAAUGUCCAAACUCCGUUCAGAAUGGGUGAUAACCUGGGUCUUGCUAUUGUCGUCAUGGCUUGCUAUGGCCCAGGGAAUGAGGAUCGAUCGAGUUAGGGAGCUCAGGAAGGAGACCGAGCAUAUGUUCUAUCACGGCUUUGAUAAUUACCUUCAACAUGCAUUUCCCGAAGAUGAGCUUCGCCCCUUGACUUGUCGCCCGUUGGUCCGCGACCGAGAUAAUCCCGCUCACGCUGAGCUCAAUGAUGUUCUUGGGAACUAUUCCCUGACUCUAAUCGACAGUCUAUCAUCCUUAGCCAUCCUUGCAUCGAGUCCAGAGGAUAGCCAAAAGGCUCUGGGUUAUUUUCAAAAGGGAGUGGAGGAUUUUGUCACGCUUUAUGGAGAUGGUUCAGAUAGCCCUGCAGGUCAGGGCGAACGGAGCCGAGGAUUUGACAUGGAUAGCAAAGUUCAGGUGUUUGAGACGGUCAUCCGAGGGCUAGGCGGACUUCUCAGCGCUCAUCUGUUUGCUGUAGGUGACCUUCCCAUCGUUGGGUACAAUCCUCCAGAUAGAGAAGCCGCCUUCGCAAAAGCCUGGGAUAAGUCCUCUUUCCAAAGCGAAGGGCACGGUAUCAUGUGGACUUCCGGGUUUGUUUACGAUGGUCAACUCUUGCGGCUCGCGGUCGAUCUGGGGAACCGUCUACUGCCUGCGUUCUAUACAGACACCGGUCUUCCUUACCCGCGGGUCAAUCUGCGACAUGGAGUCCAACGGCAACCCUUCUACGCGAACUCGCCGCUCAAUGCGGAUCACCCGUGCAAUGGGUCAAACUCCGAACGCUGCCAGAAAGGCCGCUGGUCUUCAUUCCCAGAAACUACGGAGACGUGCAGCGCUGGCGCCGGCAGCCUUGUCUUGGAAUUUACCGUUCUAAGCAGGCUCACAGGCGAUGGUCGCUACGAAGAGCUUGCGAAGAGGGCUUUUUGGGCCGUUUGGACGCGUAGAAGUGAGAUUGGCUUGAUUGGGUCUGGUAUUGAUGCCGAAUCGGGCCGAUGGGUACACUCGUACACCGGGAUUGGUGCGGGGAUUGAUAGCUUCUUUGAGUACGCAUUCAAGUCGUACGUUUUGCUCUCCUCGGGAGAGCGACCCUCCCACAACGCAAGCAGUCCAUGGCAUCAUUUGGAUGACUACUUUCUGCCCUUGGGUGAGCACGAACACUCUGCGCAGGCCUUUUUGGAAGUAUGGCAGGAGUCUCAUUCGUCCAUCAAGAGGCACUUAUAUCGGGGGGAUGGACAUCAACACCCCCACCUUAUCCAAGGCGACAUCUUUACAGGAGCGACCCGUGCUUUUUGGAUAGACAGUCUCAGCGCCUUUUACCCAGGGCUGUUGGCGCUGGCCGGGGAAGUAGAUGAGGCAGUUGGAAUCCAUCUUCUAACCACUGCCAUCUGGAACCGUUUCUCUGGCCUGCCUGAAAGAUGGAAUGUCGCCACGGGAAACAUAGAGCAGGGUCUGGCAUGGUACGGUGGCCGUCCGGAAUUCGUGGAAUCUACCUACUACCUGUACCGGGCAACCAAAGAUCCAUGGUAUCUGCAUGUAGGUGAGAUGGUCCUGAGUGAUCUCAAGCGCCGAUGCUGGACCAAGUGCGGCUGGGCUGGUAUCCAGGAUGUCCGUAAUGGCGAGUUGAAUGAUCGAAUGGAGAGCUUUUUUCUAGGAGAAACCGCAAAGUACAUGUUUCUCCUUUUCGAUUUCGAGCACCCGUUGAACAAGCUGGACCAACCGUUUGUGUUUUCUACAGAGGGCCAUCCACUCCUGAUACCCAAGAGCAGCACGGCACUCCAUACACGCCGACAGACACCGGGGCGUGUGAACAGCAAGGAACCCGUUUGCCAAUUGGCUCCUCUUCCCCCUACGUUGGUGGGUUCGUCCACGGCAGCACGUCCUGAUGUUUUCCAUGCCGCGAACUUGGCUCGCCUACACCUCAUGCCCAGCAGAGACGUUCCUGAGGGGCCUCUGGUUGAAUAUGCUGAGGACCAUCCGAGUAUAUCGGUAUCAGACCUCUCAUCACCCACAAAUUAUACGUUCUACCCUUGGACGUUGCCACCGGAGUUGAUACCCUUCAACGGAACCAGUGCACCCUUGAUCUCUCGCCCAACCCUCGAUAUCUCUUUCCCUGCACUUCCCGGAAUGGUUGUAGGCCCCGGAUCACUGGAACGGGUCCGGGAUGGAAUUCUCGUGAAAGCCAUUGGGGGUCUGCGGCUGAGCAUGGUUCGAGAUGUCUCCGUUCCUGGCAUGGCGAAGAGCUCGGACAAUGACGAAUUUCGGGUGCAAGUAAUUAACAAUGUGCCGCUGGGUAAGGAUGAGAAGGUAUAUCUUUCGCGGGAAAUCACAUUUGAUGUGCUUGACCCCACUGACCCGAACUUCACGCGUGUACGCGACUCCAUCAUGAUUGACAUCGUCAUUGAUGUAUUGCCAGAGCUUCUUCGUCGACGAAAUGACUCAGAUGAUGGCCUUGAACCCGCUGCACCACAACAGGCUCGAGGCCCAAUCAUCCACGACUCGGCUUUGGUGAAUGGCAACAGUGGCGGUGUCGAUCCAUCAAUCUCUGGCAUGAAAACUGUACUGUCCUCCUUAAUGAGUUCAUUGUCCACCCUACUCCGGGACGAAGCGCAUGUUGAGACGGGUCUGCCGCCGCAUGAAUCGUCGACAUUGCGUUUGAUGAUUCCCGCGGCCAUCUCAACUGGCCUCGGGUCGGCCCCAUUGCCGGAUGUGGACGAUGCUUCGACAGUAUCGAUGACGGGUGACCUGUCCAAACGGCGCCUCACCUGGUCCAGCAUCUACUUCGCGGACGAGCUCUGCGAUCACCGUCUAUCGCGGGAGAUUGUCCAGAAUCACCAAGUUCUGGUGCUUCGGCGCGGCGGAUGCAGCUUCUCCGAGAAAUUGCGCAAUAUUCCUGCGUAUCCGCCGUCACGUCAGGCCCUGAAACUUGUAAUAGUGGUCUCUCAGACUAGCGAAGAGGAGGAAUUGUGGGAGACGGCGGACUCGGGGCCGGCCUCGCCCGGGCUGGCCGCUGUACGCGCCGAGCGACAUCUUGUUCGCCCGCAUCUCGACGAGAGCCAGUUGACCGCAGGCGGCCUUCCGCGACGCCAUCUUCUCAGUAUGGUGAUGGUGGGUGGCGGCGAGGAGACCUAUGCAUUGCUUCGUCAGGCGAUCGGAGUGGGCAUCAAGCGACGCUAUUCGGUGCGAUCCCAGGGAGUCCCGAUUCAUAACCUACACAUUGUGUAGAACGUAUGGGUUACCGAUUUGAGAUAUCAUCAUGGAAGAGUUAGAAUUUCUGCUGUCAUAUGUACUGUACAUACCUGCAUGCAUCAUACAUACGAGUACUUAGUAUUAACAGACACGCAGUACAAAGAGACCCGUACAGGGUAUAUGUGAUGUACCUGACAUGCAAUGCGAUGUAUAAGCCCAGUACGUACAGCACAUCAAUACAUCA
Aspergillus fijiensis CBS 313.89 is the source of this 3659-nucleotide messenger RNA. RefSeq names its product glycoside hydrolase family 47 protein. Gene Ontology annotation, molecular function: mannosyl-oligosaccharide 1,2-alpha-mannosidase activity; calcium ion binding. The transcript is spliced from 4 exons. Gene Ontology annotation, cellular component: endoplasmic reticulum; membrane. The record is from RefSeq and is a predicted model, not a curated record. Lineage: Eukaryota; Fungi; Ascomycota; Eurotiomycetes; Eurotiales; Aspergillaceae. The coding region runs from base 203 to 3451 and encodes 1082 amino acids. Gene Ontology annotation, biological process: endoplasmic reticulum mannose trimming; mannose trimming involved in glycoprotein ERAD pathway; carbohydrate metabolic process.